AUGGCUACUGUCCAUAGCCUACCUACGGGCACUAAUUCCGUAGAGCCACGCCAUGACACUCUUCCCGAGGACAUGUCUUCGCCUGUGCUCCCCUCUGACCCAGAGUUUGACUCGGCUGAGGAGCACCAACCCACUCGUACACCUUCGCCACCAUCUGGUCCUCCUAUUACAGGCGCAGCUUUGCCUUCCAAUAACAAUACAAAUACAUUUGAUAAUGCGCAACACCAUUAUCAACAAUUACAACACCAACAGCAACAACAAACAACACCCCUCAGUCAGCAGGAUAGGAACUCUCAGCGUACCUUGCAUGUCCCUGCUCCACUCCGGAGGCACACUAGCAACAGCUUCAUGGCUUUCAAUGAGAUGCCUACAUUAAACGCUUUUCUUAAUCACUGUAACCUCUCGCAAUAUCUUCAAUCAUUUACUGAUGCUGGUGCCACUGAUGAAUACAUGCCGCUUAUGAUUGAUUUUGACGACGACGACCUCAAAACUGUUAUGGAAUCUAUUCCCAUGAAGCCUUUCCAUGCUGUUGCUUUUCGCAAAGGUAUCCGUGACUUGCGAGAAAGAAGCCGUAUGGGGUCCAUGCACUUCGAUAAUUCACAGAGCUCAUUUAUGCAGCCAGAACCACACAGCACGCUUCAUUACUCGCAUUCACAAUUCUUCCAGCAACCAUCUCAACCUUCACAGGUUUCACAUACUCAGCGGUCGCAUUCAUCACAGACAUCAGCCAGUCUUUCACAGCCUUCAAGGGGAUAUAGUCAUCAUCCUAAUUUGUCACAACAGACCCCAGAGUUAUAUCAUCAGCCCUCCAUCUCUAAAAGCAAUUCCCAAAGACAGAAUUCACAAACCAGCUCUUCACAACCACAGGCACCUUCAUUCAUCCCAACACCAUCGCAAGUGCUAUCUGGCGGAGCGAUCUAUCAGUAUGUUGGGCCUGCACCACGUAAUGUGGAGGCUAACUACGUUUCUCAACCAGUUACUAUCUUCCAUCCAGAGCAAAGGACCCCUAGCAAGAACGAGCAUAGACCACUAAAGCGUAGACGGUCCUCCACAAAGACUCCUCCUAAUACUGUAGUUGAAGACUCAUCGCCCGUAUUGCCAGAACCUAGCUCAUUCAACUCUAGUUCCUCUUCUUCAUGGGGUGCUAAUACACCCAAUACUAUGCAGAGCUCCUCCAAUACACAGCAAGAUGCAGCCACUCGAGAGAUGAUUAUGCAUCAAGCGCUCAUUUAUGGGAAGGAUUCUUCUCGGUCCUUGACAAAGUACGAGCAUGCCAUCAAUUGCGCUGCUCAGAGUCUUGCUCUCGAAGACCCUAGUUUACUGACGAACAAAGGAAAACUUUGGACCAAAGCUAAAGCAAAAUUGCUAGAAGAAGAUUAUGAGUAUAAACGGGGCAAAUCUCGAUCCAAAUUGCCAGAAGCCGAGCGGAAAAAGGAUCAAAAGAGUAGUAAGGAGCGUUUAGUUCAGAAGAGAGAGGCCAAUGCAUCAAAUGCUGCUAAGCUUCGUGUUCGCCGUAUCAAUUCGCUCAACGAGCAAUUUCAUCGUAAGACUGCAGAUCGUGAGGCUCUAUUGGCUCAUCUCCUUCGUCUUGAGUCGCCAGAGUAUAAGCAAUCAAAUCCGGCGACUUUCGAAAUGGAUGCGAAGCAAGCUCGUGAAGACUUGACGCGUGUGGAGAAUGAACGACAGACUAUCUCUAAAGAGCUCGGAUCGCUCAAGAACAAAGAGCGGAAGCACCAAUGGUACGAGAAGAGGAAAAAGGAUCGGGCUGAAAACGGAGAGCCAUCUGAACAAGAAGACAAGGCUUUGAAUGCCGGAACAGAUGCUGAAGCAGAUGGAGAGGCAGAGACGGAUACAACGGUGGAUCCUGAUGGCGAUGCCAGUCAAAAGGCUCAAGCAGCUAAGCCGGAGCCUGCAGUAAGCUCCUCAUCUGCAUCAAAACAGGAGUCAACACUAUCGAAACCAAUUACCUGGAAACCUCGAGCAACCGUACUGACACCACCUGCACCGGCACCCACAGCUUCGAAUGACGUUACUAAGCCAACGUCACGACCUAAGAAGCUAAAAGAUGUAUUUCGAGUUAGCGAAUACACGCCGGUCGUGAAGUCGUGA
Messenger RNA from Lobosporangium transversale, 2109 nucleotides. RefSeq lists its product as hypothetical. The record is from RefSeq and is a predicted model, not a curated record. Lineage: Eukaryota; Fungi; Mortierellomycota; Mortierellomycetes; Mortierellales; Mortierellaceae. The coding region runs from base 1 to 2109 and encodes 702 amino acids. The transcript is spliced from 2 exons.